GGGUGGUAUGUCAUGGGGUCUAUAACGCUGUACUCCAACCAAAUGUUCCCAUCGUUGCGUCAGGUAUGGGAAAGUUCUCACUAACAUUCCCACCAAACUCCUCGACUUGUUGACGUGUAUGGUGGGCCUUCAUAGUUGCCCCCAACAAUUAUAUAGCUACCACUAUUAUUUCUUGGCCAGCGCCACCAGACAUGAACCCAAAUAUAUCUCACUUAUUCAAUAAGAACCUGUUCAACUUAACAUACUACGCGUUGUUUGACACUACCUUACCUUUGUCACCAGUUUCAGACGCCAUUUAUUGCUAUGAAGCAGGAUGAGGACGAGGCGACCUCAAGUCUUGCCAAUAUACCGCGAAUGGAAGAAACCUCGACGGUCUUACCGAAGCCGGUAGCAAGUGCCAUCAGUCUUGCCACCAAGUCAUCAGCCUUAUACCUUCGCCUCGGAACACUUGUGGGCAAACUUGCCAUCGAUGGAGCGCGUGUUACCACGGUCACAGGCCUGGAGCUGAGCCGCGCCGUGGUUGAGCGCAUACUGUUCAGUGCCGGUGAAGAUGUUGUGAAGAAGAGCACUGGUCAAAUAGGGCGACAGGAGGCCGAGGGGUUACUCGAGCGGAGCAUCUCAAGGCUUCACUCGACGAUAACACACAUAUCAUUCGCAGCAUCUGCCGGCUUUCACCUAUCUUCAGCGGGCCUUUCGGCGGCAUCAGACGUAUCACAGCACCUGUUGAUAACACUCGACUCGAUAUUCGGUUCGACCGACUCCUCUCGUGCUAUCGCGAGCAUUAUCACACUUGUGCGGAGGGAGUUCCAGAAUCCAGCUACAGGACAACCAGGUGAAAAAGUAGGAGUGGUGGAUUUACUGGUUGGAGUGUGUGGCCUUGCUCUACUUCAGCAAUGGUGUAAGAAGUCGAGCGAGCAAGAAGCUCAAGAUGGCCACUAUAAAGAUAUCGUAUGGGAUGUUGUCAUCCUCGAUGACGGUAGCCGUGCCGACACGGGAGAACCUUGGCUCAUAACUGCUGCCGACGCUGGGCAAGGAAUACAAGACAACAAUACACGAGACCUUGCUGUAGAGGACGACGGAGAUGGACCCGAGGCUCGCCUGCGAGAACGCAUUAUGCAAUCGUUGCCUCCAGAUGCCACCGUAUCAAUAACCACCGAAACAACCACGACGAAGGUGACGACUGUAGAGAUCAGUGGUGCCCAACCUCUUGACCUCUUGCCACCUCCUGGGGCCGAAGUGAUUGAAGAGAAUGCCCACCAUUUUAACAACGGAGAUUUCGCCGACAGUCAUAAUGCCUCUCACCCGCAAUCUCGAUACCGUGUUGUCUACCGCACCGUCCAUAACAAAAUUCGUGGCACAGAUAUCGCAGCAAAGGAUGGACCGGAUACUUCAUUUACUCAGGCAAAAGUGGAAGAACUUCCCGAUACACCAGCAGAUAUGGAUUGGCAACCCGAGGACGUCGAACCACUUCUGAUGGAGCACUCGCCUAGCAACACAGCAAAUUCCAAGAGAGCCAGGCAGUCACAUAACACAUCGUCUCACCAGACCCAAGGUGGCUCAAGCCGUCCUUCCACCCGCACGUCGGAAUCAACAAGCAAAAUGCCACUGGCGAAGAAAGCAAAAGUUGAUACACCGAAUAAAAAGGGUACCGAGAAGAAGGGGACAUUACGUGAUGCUCUCCGGAAGGGGCCACAGGCAACCAUUUCCAAUAUACUGGGUAAAGACACCCAGGUUGCCGCUACCUCGUCUUCGACGAAACCGAAUCCACCCUGGCAGAUGUCUGGCGUUGCUGGGUCUAGCAAACGACCUGAAUCCAAGCCGGUGAGGCCACCACACCUUCCAGUGCCGGAUCGAGGUUCAAGUAGUAUGCGGACAAGAAGCGGACCCCUUGUUCCGAAGUCUACUUCUCGACAGCCGGUAGAUGAAGUACAAUAUAGCCAUCCAAAACCCCACUCAAGAUCUCAUUCCCGCGCAAGCUAUUAUGAGGUACACGAAAGACGCCGGGACUCCAUAGUAUCUCAGACAGAUACCUACUCCAUACACUCGACUGAUACUUCCCGGGCUUCGUCGCCGACACAGUUGAGGUCACACAUGAGAAACCAAAGCAGUUUGAUGCGUACUCGCUCUGGUAAAGAUUUGAACAUUAUCCCUUCAUCAUACCAACGACACUCGAAAACUCCCGAGCCUUCGCCAUUAUUUGCUCAUCGAAGCACAAAUUCGUAUGAUCCCAGCAUCUAUACGCUGAAAACGAACAAUUCGGAAACGUCACUAGUGUUGGCUCAUCUCAGCAAAGGUGCCUUUGACGAUGAAGAAUCCGUGCAGCUAUUGAGAAGAAACGGCUCGGUCCCGGGCCUCUUCCCUCGCAAUCAUUUGGUGCGGAAUAUCAGUCGAUUCGCUCGGUUCGCGUCUGCUUCUUACGGCUCGAAUUUCAUGAGACUCAUGGGGAUAUCUGCUACCCCUACGAGCAGCUCAGCAAUUCCAGAUUCGUCCCAUCAUUACGAGCACCAUUCGUUCAGUUCCCACACGCAACUUCCGUCAUCUACAAUUCUACUCAGCUCCUUUGUGGACCCCCAGGGAGGCACAGAUGCUGCGGGAAAAACAGGGACCAGCAUCCCUCUUGUGCACUUUAUAUCAUUGGACCAUGAGUCUCAAGCCGUUGUAUUAUCGUGCCGGGGUACGUUGGGUUUCGAAGAUGUUCUGACAGAUAUGACAUGUGACUACGAUGACAUGCAUCUCCGCAAUAGGAGCUACAGAGUCCACAAGGGAAUCUAUGCUUCUGCCCGCCGCCUUAUUUCCGGGGCCGAGUCACGCGUUCUAGCCACCAUAGCAGCUGCCCUCGAAGAAUUUCCAACAUAUGGGCUGGUGAUGUGUGGACACAGUCUUGGAGGCGGCGUGGUUUCCCUACUCGCGAUAAUGUUGGCCACCCCUGGAUCAGACCCAGAACACAACGCAUUCGUGACAACAACAGGGCCACCCCAAUCCGGCCUACCUCUCACAUCCUCUCCAAACACAACCGACGCACCUCCACAGGCAAUAUCUCUCCCAGCCGGCCGUCCCAUCCACGUCUAUGCCUACGGCCCACCCGCCACCCUCUCGCCGUCCCUCCGCCGCCUCACUCGUGGUCUUAUAACCACAAUCGUCAACAAAAACGACCUCGUCCCCUCCCUCUCUCUUGGUGUCCUACACGACCUCCAAGCUGUCGCCCUAGCCUUCAAGGCCGACUCCACGGGCGCCGCGUCACGCGUGCGCGCCCGCGUCUGGAACAGCCUUUCCAGCGGUUUGAUGGAGCAGUGGUAUCGCGGAGACUAUGUACACGGCUCUGGGCCGAGCGAGGAGGACGACCAGUGGGCGUGGGCGACGCUCAAGACGCUGCGGGCGAGCAUGCAGAGCGAGAAGCUGGUUCCCCCUGGGGAAGUGUUCCAGGUUGAAACGACGGCAGUGUUAAGGCGAGAUGCGUUUACGGUGGAUGGAAAGGAUGGAUUGGGGAGGCCGGCGACGAGGGCUGUGUUGAGGUAUGUGAGAGAUGUGGAGGCGGUGUUUGGGGAGGUGCAGUUUGGGGGCGGGAUGUUGGGGGAUCACAGUCCGGGGAGGUAUGAGAAUUCUUUGAAGACUUUGGGAAAGGGUGUUUUGGGGGGGUUGAGAUAG
Messenger RNA from Pseudogymnoascus verrucosus, 3645 nucleotides. RefSeq lists its product as uncharacterized. The transcript has a single exon. Lineage: Eukaryota; Fungi; Ascomycota; Leotiomycetes; Thelebolales; Thelebolaceae. The coding region runs from base 304 to 3645 and encodes 1113 amino acids. The record is from RefSeq and is a predicted model, not a curated record. Gene Ontology annotation, biological process: lipid metabolic process.